GCCUCUCCUUGAAGGGGGAAUUGGGCAAACCAGUGCGGAUUCUCGGGGGGAGUUGCAAUGCAGAGACUGGUAGGAGUGGGUCCCUCAGGCUGGAGAGCUGCGACUUACCUCAUCGCUCACAUUCGCCUGUUAUAGAUUCAGAUGAUGUACAAGUGAGCGAUGGCGAGGAGAUGAAUCUCCUGUCAGAAGAGCCAGAAAAGAGCAACCUCAACGGGACAUCAGUGAGUGAAGUCAAAGAUAUGCCUGAGAUACAAGAAGCCCGUGAAAAUCAGCGGGGACUAGAAAGCUAUGGACAACUCAGUCUAGUGAAAAAAGGUUCUCUUUUGGUCAACCCAAGUUCCCCUGAAACAGCGUUCCGUGGGAAAGACUCUGCCGACUCUGCUGGGAGCCAGACAUCUCAGAGAAGAAAGAAAGAGUUCGUAUGCUCAGAAUGUGGGAGAACUUUUAGUCGGAAUUCAGCUCUGACAAACCACAAGACCACGCAUACAGGAGAGAAGCCACAUCAGUGCCCAGUCUGUGGGAAAUGCUUUGGAUAUAAAGCACUUCUUGUUCGACAUGAAAAAUCCCACACGGAAGGAAAGCCGUACAAAUGCUUAGACUGUGGGAAAACCUUCAGCUGCGGUACCAUCCUUUCAGUCCACGAACGAACCCACGUGGGAGAGAAGCCAUACACGUGCUCAGACUGUGGAAGGAACUUUGCCCACAAAAUCUAUCUCGUAAAACAUCAGCGGACUCACGUGGCAGAGAAACUGUAUCCCUGCGUAGAGUGUGGCAAAGGCUUUGCAAGCCGAUCUACCCUUUCUGCCCACCAGAGAAGUCACACGGGAGAGAAACCGUAUGAGUGCUCUGAAUGUGGGAAAAGUUUUAGUCAGAAAUCACACCUGACCAUCCAUAACAGGAUUCACACUGGAGAGAAACCACAUUCCUGUUUGCGCUGUGGGCACAGCUUCAGUAGAAAAUUCGAUCUUCUCUUACACGAGAGGACACACACGGGUGAGAAACCCUACCAGUGCUCAGAGUGUGGGAAGAGCUUCUGUCAGAGCUCCCAGCUUUUUGUCCACAGAAGAAUCCAUACAGGGGAGAAACCAUUCAAGUGCUUAGAGUGCGGGAAAAGCUUCCGUUGGGAAAGCAGCCUCAAGAUGCACGUGAGAAAUCAUGCCGGAGACAGGCCUUACGCUUGCCAGGAUUGUGGCAAAAGCUACAGUAGGUCAUACGACUUCAUUAGGCACACGGAAACCCACACAGGAGAGAAACCACACAAGUGCCCCGAUUGCGGGAAGAGGUUUAGUAAUAAGUCAAUACUUGUUGAACAUAAGAGGAUACACACUGGAGAAAAACCAUUUAAGUGCUCAGAGUGUGGGAAAAGCUUCAGUCAGAGGUCAAACCGCAAUACACACAUGAGAAUUCAUGCUGGAGGAGAACCGGGCCAGAACUCUGAGAAAUUGAGCAAUGGGAAUGCCGCAGCAGUACUGUCUAAAGAAGGUUGCUAGGUAGAUCCCCAGAUGUUAGUAUUUCCUGCUUAACGGUGCAUUUGUAGUAGGAGAGGUUGCUGUCAUAGUGUCUGUCAUCCCAUUUCUUCCUUCAUCCUGCUGCUCGUCACUUCUGUCAUUGUUGUGUUUGAUAAUGAUUCCAUCCUUGUCAGCUGAUACUAGAAGAGGGUUGUGGGGACCACUUGCUCAGAUCCCUA
Molecule: messenger RNA, 1687 nt
Organism: Gekko japonicus
Lineage: Eukaryota; Metazoa; Chordata; Lepidosauria; Squamata; Gekkonidae
Product: zinc finger protein OZF-like
Exons: 3
Coding region: 171-1490 (439 amino acids)
Cellular component (GO): nucleus
Source: RefSeq, a predicted model, not a curated record